UGUCAGUGCCACUCUUCGCGAAACGCUCCGUCAGUCCAAGGAGACAGACAACUCAGGCCAGUCCCACGUCGUCGGAUUCCAGACCAGGCGCAGAGAACACUUGAGAAAAAACCGCAGUCGAUCAAACCGCGCAGCCUCGCAAUAACAAGGACGUUGCGCUCGUGAUUCUUCAUUAGCGCACAGGUCCUCGAAACGGUUGCAUUCCUCCACCCCAAAUAGGUUCGGCGCGCGCCAAGUCGACUACGGCCCAGCCUCUCCAAUCCGAUCCACCAUCAAUCACCCUCCGACUGAAGUGCCAGACAGACAGCACCCUGCAAGUUCGCCAUUUCGCAACUCCCGCUCCUGCGACGGCAUUCUCGUCCUUCCCAUAACUAUGAGUGCCGCAGUCGCCAUGGCCCCCUCACCAGCACCUCAUGAGAGGGCGGUUGCAUCUGCAUCUACAGACAUGCCGGCCCCUGCACCCAAAACGGCCUCAGCGCAACCCCAGGCGCAAGCUGCUCCCACAUCCGCGCCCAAUGGCUCAUCCCCCUAUGGCCAGAGGACCGCACAUAGGAAUGGCAGCAAAAGUCCCAACGGACCCUCAGCUUCACAAAGCUCACCAUUGUCCUCGCGAGGCGUCAACGCCCCCCCGAAAAUCAUCGUCAAAAAGGAGCCUGGCUCGCCCACCAUGCCCAGCUCGAGACCGCGCCCUUCGCGUCUCGACUUGUCGAAGAAUACCAUCAGCAACAACUCAAAUAACCCUGCAUCUGCGCGCCCAUUGACAGCCCGUGAUCCCCUCAGCAUUCAAGAUAUGGGCAUCCACUGUCUGUCACCAGGUUUCGUUACCGACGACCCUCACAUGAAGGACCACAUCCAGAGAAGCAUGUCAGUGCGGGAGCAACAGCGCCACAUCAUCGAGGCUCGGUUACAUCAACAAUCUGCCAAGGGCGACGGCCCAUCAGACAAGGACAGGGAACCUGGUUCAGCCUUUGCAGUCAGGACACCUGGUAUAUCGUCUCGGCGCAACAAGGUGCCGCCAGGCUUGUCAAUCGUUGCGCCCUCCCACAAACAGUUCGCAAACGAGAGAGUGAUUCAGUCUGCGCCCCUUGGCCACAGCUUCACUGGCCGCCAGGACAUGGCGCCCUCGAGCAGGCAUUUCAACCAACAGCCGUCUUAUCUGUCCAGCACCUCACACAUACAUCACGUUCCUGCUCAUCAGACCGAGAACCGCCUACCCCCGAUUAGUGAUGUGUUUGGUCAAGGGUUGUCUGCAAACCCCGAAAAUGCAGCCGCAUCAGGGUUCCCAACGGCCGGAAGCGCGCGCGCUGUUCCCCAAUCGCCCAGUUACCCCCCGCCACCUCCAGGGCCGACGCCGACGGGGCGAUCGAGGGAAUACAAGUCCGCUGAAGAAGCCCAGCAAGACAUGGCUGGAGGUCGACCAGAACUACUGCCACGUCUAGUCCACUAUGGUGGACACCAGCCACCCACGCCCCCAUCUCCUGCCCCGGGCAAUCGUCCAUCUGACGGCAGCCGGAGUGCCACCAAGAGGAGAACCAGGGCUGAGUACGAGGAUGGCGCUACCCCACCGUUGGGACAUGGUCCGAAAACCUCUCGCCGUGGUCCUUUCGAUGCCGGUCGCGAUAGCCCCGAGACUCAACGCCAGAAGCGCGAGGAAUUCUUGGGUCUAUGUGAGCGGGCUUGGGAUCUGUUCCACUCGUAACACGGAACUCGUUUGCUCCGAAAGCACCUCCAGCCCAGACUGUCACUGGUGCUCUGGAUAGCCAUAUAAGCGACGUUAUGGGGAGUUGGGAUGAGCGCGCGUCAUUUGAUGACUUAUUAUACCUACAUACACUCGGGGCUGUGUGCUCUGCGCGCGCAGGCCUCUACGACUCGACAAAGAGCUGGAGUGGACUUUUUUUUCUUCACUUUUACAAGGGUAAUUCUGGCAGGGCUUUCGGGCAGGCGCCGGUCUUUUUCGGGGGACAUAAUACCAACGGAUGUAUUCGGGGUGUGUU
Molecule: messenger RNA, 1994 nt
Organism: Emericellopsis atlantica
Lineage: Eukaryota; Fungi; Ascomycota; Sordariomycetes; Hypocreales; Bionectriaceae
Exons: 2
Coding region: 374-1699 (441 amino acids)
Source: RefSeq, a predicted model, not a curated record